Messenger RNA from Arvicola amphibius (Eurasian water vole), 1673 nucleotides. RefSeq names its product heparanase (gene Hpse). Lineage: Eukaryota; Metazoa; Chordata; Mammalia; Rodentia; Cricetidae. The record is from RefSeq and is a predicted model, not a curated record. Gene Ontology annotation, molecular function: hydrolase activity, acting on glycosyl bonds. Gene Ontology annotation, cellular component: extracellular matrix; membrane.
CCGGGUGCCGGGGGCGGGGGCUCCCACAGCUGCUGGCGGUCCAGCCAGGUGAGAUGUGGCGGCUGCUGCUGCUGCUGGGGCUCUGGGGGCUCUGGGGACCGCUCGGUGCCUUGGCCCAGGGCGCCCCAGCCGGGACCGCUCAGGCCGAGGACGUGGUGGACUUGGAGUUUUCCACCGAGCAGCCGCUCCAUCUCGUGAGUCCCUCGUUCCUGUCUGUCACCAUUGACGCCAACCUGGCCACCGACCCGCGGUUCCUCACCUUCCUGGGCUCACCAAGGCUCCGCACGUUAGCCAGAGGUUUAUCUCCUGCGUUCUUGAGAUUUGGUGGUACCAAGACUGACUUCCUGAUUUUCGAUCCCAAGAAGGAACCAACUUUUGAAGAAAGAAGUUACUGGCACUCUCAAGUCAAUCACGAUAUUUGCCAGUCUGAGCCUGUCUCUGCCGACGUGGUGAGGAGACUCCAGACGGAAUGGCCCUUCUUCGAGCUGUUUCUGCUGAAAGAACAGUACCACAAGCAGUUCAAGAACAGCACCUAUUCAAGGAGCACAGUGGACAUGCUGUACAGUUUUGCGAAGUGCUCGGGCUUAGACCUGAUCUUUGGUCUCAAUGCUUUACUAAGAACUCCAGACCUGCGGUGGAACAGCUCCAACGCUCAGCUGCUCCUGGGCUACUGCGCUUCCCAGGGCUACAACAUCUCCUGGGAACUGGGCAACGAGCCCAACAGUUUCUGGAAGAAAGCUCAUGUUUUCAUCGAUGGGCUGCAACUGGGAGAAGAUUUUAUUGAGUUGCGUAAGCUUCUGCGAAAGUCAGGUUUCAAAAAUGCAAAGCUCUAUGGUCCUGACAUUGGUCAGCCUCGAGGGAAGACGGUUAAGCUGCUGAGCAGUUUCCUGAAGGCUGGCGGGGAAGCGAUCGACUCAGUGACGUGGCAUCACUACUACUUGAAUGGACGCAUUGCCACCAAAGAAGAUUUUCUGAGCUCUGAUGUGCUGGACACGUUUAUUUUAUCUGUGCAAAAAAUUCUAAAGGUGACUAAGGAAAUGCGACCCGGCAAAAAGGUCUGGUUGGGAGAAACGAGCUCUGCCUCUGGGCUGGUGGUGCACCCCUCGCUGUCCGACACCUUUGCUGCUGGCUUUCUGUGGCUGGAUAAACUGGGCGUGUCGGCCCAGGUGGGCCUAGACGUGGUGAUGAGGCAGGUGUUCUUCGGAGCAGGCAGCUACCACUUGGUGGACGAGAACUUCGAGCCCUUGCCUGAUUACUGGCUAUCUCUUCUGUUCAAGAAACUGGUAGGUCCCCAGGUGCUAAUGGCGCGAGUGAAGGGCCCAGCCAGAAGCAAACUUCGCGUGUAUCUCCAUUGCACAAACACCUACCACCCAAGAUAUCAGGACGGAGACUUAACUCUGUAUGCCUUGAACCUCCAUAAUGUCACCAAGCACGUUAAGCUGCCAUACCAACUGUUGAACAAGCCAGUGGACAAGUACCUCCUAAAGCCUGGACCCGAGGGGUUACUUUCCAAAUCUGUCCAACUGAACGGUGAGACCCUGAAGAUGGUUGACGACCAGACCCUACCAGCUUUAACAGAGAAACCUCUCCGCCCAGGCAGCUCACUAGGAAUGCCUGCCUUUUCGUAUGGUUUUUUUGUCAUAAGAAAUGCUAAAAUUGGCUGCUGUUUAUGA